Messenger RNA from Nicotiana attenuata, 1242 nucleotides. Its product is annotated as trans-resveratrol di-O-methyltransferase-like. Bases 26 to 1099 code for a protein of 357 amino acids. Gene Ontology annotation, molecular function: S-adenosylmethionine-dependent methyltransferase activity; protein dimerization activity; O-methyltransferase activity. Lineage: Eukaryota; Viridiplantae; Streptophyta; Magnoliopsida; Solanales; Solanaceae. The record is from RefSeq and is a predicted model, not a curated record. Gene Ontology annotation, biological process: methylation. The transcript is spliced from 2 exons.
GAAAAAUCUCACAAAUAUUGCUUUAAUGUUUAUUGACAUUGGAGACAAAGCUGGAGAAGUACUUGCUGCUCAGGCACACAUAUGGAACCAUACAUUCAACUACAUCAACUCCAUGUCACUAAAAUGUGCAAUUCAACUUGGAAUUCCAGAUAUCAUCCACAGUCAUGGCCGAGCCAUGACCCUCUCCGAAUUGGUGAAUGCCCUCCCAAUCAACAAGGCUAAAGGCCAAGAUUAUGUUUACCGUCUCAUGCGUAUUUUAACUCAUGCAGGUUUCUUUAUUCAAGCCAAGGUUAAUAAUGAAAACGAAGAGUGCUAUUUGCUCUCUUCGUCUUCGUAUCUCCUCCUCAAAGAUGAGCCUAUGAACAUGAUACCUUUUCUGCAAGCACAACUCGAUCCAAUUUUAAUGGAUCCGUUUCACAGUCUUAGCCAAUGGUUUAAGAAUGGUGACUCUACUCCAUUUGCAACCUUUAAUGGCAAGCCGCUCUUUGAAUGUGCCGAGAAGGAACGCCGGCUUAACCGUCUAUUUAACGAAGCUAUGUCUAGCGAUGCCCGAUUGAUUAUAAGUAUAAUGAUUGAACAUUGUAAGGGAGUUUUUGAAGGAUUGAAAUCAAUUGUGGAUGUAGGAGGAGGCACUGGAACCGUAGCUAAAGCUAUUGCUGACAAAUUUCCAAAAAUAAAUUGCAUUGUGUUUGAUCUGCCGCAUGUAAUUGAAGGCUAUGAAGGGAGCGAGAACCUGAGCUAUGUGAGAGGAGACAUGUUUAAGUCCAUUCCUUCUGCCGAUGCAAUUUUACUUAAGCAUUGGAUAUUACAUGAUUGGAGCGAUGAAGAAUGUAUCCAAAUAUUGAAGAAAUGUAAAGAAGCAAUUCCAAGUAAGGAGAAUGGAGGAAAGUUCAUUAUUGACAUGGUGUUGGAUAAUCAGAAAGGAGACCAAAAAACAUAUGAAACCCAACUUUUCUGGGACAUGCUAAUGAUGGGUCACACUUCCGGAAAGGAAAGAACUCAACAGGAUUGGGCAAAACUCUUCUCCAAUGCUGGUUUUAGUGACUACAAGAUUAUUCCUAAUCUAGGGUUGAGGUCUAUUAUUGAGGUUUACCCUUAAUCUACUCUUGUCACCAGAAUUUCAAAUAAUACAAGACUUGCUAAGCCGUGUGAAGUAGUACAAGUUUUGGAAGUCAACGAUAUGGUAACUUGCUACAUAUAAUAAAUGUCAGUGAUCCAGCGAAUGUUCAUUGUUUCUGUUCA